Messenger RNA from Macadamia integrifolia, 1042 nucleotides. Its product is annotated as putative methyltransferase DDB_G0268948. Lineage: Eukaryota; Viridiplantae; Streptophyta; Magnoliopsida; Proteales; Proteaceae. The transcript is spliced from 2 exons. The coding region runs from base 202 to 984 and encodes 260 amino acids. Gene Ontology annotation, molecular function: S-adenosylmethionine-dependent methyltransferase activity. The record is from RefSeq and is a predicted model, not a curated record.
UUUGGUUAAGCACCUUCCAUGCCUCAAAGCCUCAAAUGGUAAAUUGCCAAGUCGUUCAAUUACAUCAUUGCAUGCGUAAGUUUUCUAACCCUCGACUAUAUAGGCACCUAUGUAUUGCCUUUCCUUUUAUGACUAAUAGAAAAAAGGAAGAACCAGAAGAUAGGGAAGGAAUAUGUGGUAGAGAAAAGCCAUUUGUUUAUUAUGGAUAAAUUGUUCGUCCGGCAAGCGGAGGUGUACGCCAACGCAAGGCCUGCAUAUCCCAGCGAAUGGUUCUCGAAGCUCGCAGCUCUCACUCCUAAGUGGACCUUGGCUUGGGAUGUCGGCACCGGCAAUGGGCAAGCAGCUAUUGGGGUUGCUGAGCACUAUGAACAAGUGAUUGCAACUGAUGUGAGUGAAGCCCAAUUAAAACAUGCAAGACCACACCCCAAGGUUCAUUAUGUUCAUACCCCACUCUCUAUGUCUGAGGAUGAAUUAGUAUCACUGAUAGGAGGUGAAGGGUCAGUUGAUCUGAUCACUGUGGCUGAAGCUGUGCAUUGGUUUGAUCUCCCAACCUUCUAUUCUCUUGUUAAUCGAAUCUUAAGAAAACCAGGAGGUGUAAUUGCUGUAUGGGGUUACAAAAACUUCACAGUAAAUCCAGUUUUUGAUUCAGUCAUGAAGCGUUUCAUAGGUACUACCAUUCCUUUCUUCAAUGCAAAUAUCAGUUACAUAAAAGAUUCGUAUUGCACUCUUCCUUUUCCAUCCGAGAGCGUCGGUAUCGGAUCAGAAGGUAAUCCAGUGAUGCUUGAGUUACCACAGGAGAUGUCAUUUGAUGGGGUAUUGAAAUGGAUGAGUUCAUGGUCUGCAGUUUCUACAGCUAAAGAAAAUGGUGUUGAUUUGUUAAAUGAAGGUGUGGUUAAAGAGCUUGAGAGUGCAUGGGGUGAGUCUAAUUUGGUAAGGACAGUGACCCGCGAGGCUUUCAUGAUUGCAGGAAAACCAAGGAUUUAAGUCCACUGCUUGAAUGUCAUAUAGUCUUAAUUUGGUAAUUAAAUGCUUAUAUUUGGCA